Molecule: messenger RNA, 507 nt
Organism: Emiliania huxleyi CCMP1516
Lineage: Eukaryota; Haptophyta; Isochrysidales; Noelaerhabdaceae
Exons: 2
Coding region: 1-507 (168 amino acids)
Biological process (GO): regulation of DNA-templated transcription
Molecular function (GO): DNA-binding transcription factor activity; DNA binding
Source: RefSeq, a predicted model, not a curated record
AUGGACAACCAAGAACUCACCAAGAACUGGCAUGGCCUGCAAAUGCAGCGUUUGUCUGUCGUCACACCGGCGGGCCCGCUGUCUGAACACAACUCGGCCUUUGAUAUCCGGUCGAACAGCACGACUGGCUACAAGAACGUGACCUUCAGCCGCAGCAGCAAGAAGUUCAAGGCGGAGGCGAAUGCUGGCGGCAAGGGUGUCCACCUCGGCUACUUCGACACCGUCGAAGAGGCGGCCACCGCCUACGCUCGGUCAGAGUACGGCCGCGCCGACGCCGCCAAGCUGCUGCAGCCUCGCCCCGCUCCCACUCCCGCUGGCGCCGAGGCGAUACGGCAGGCGGAGAGGGAGGGCCUCACCCUCACCGCCAGUAGCAGCAGCAACACCGGCUAUAAAGGCGUCUGCUGCCGCCCAACCUGGUUUGUGGACCUCCCGCACCUUACCCUUACAGGCCACCAUAAGGGACCCCGUUGUCCGUUUGACAUCAGACUUUUUUUGAGUUGGAGGUAA